Sipha flava (yellow sugarcane aphid) is the source of this 876-nucleotide messenger RNA. RefSeq lists its product as uncharacterized. The transcript is spliced from 4 exons. NCBI's taxonomy places the organism in Eukaryota, Metazoa, Arthropoda, Insecta, Hemiptera, Aphididae. Bases 1 to 876 code for a protein of 291 amino acids. Gene Ontology annotation, molecular function: DNA binding. The record is from RefSeq and is a predicted model, not a curated record.
AUGUCGAAACCCAGGAGUGUGAUUUGGGAAUAUUUUGAAAAAACGCCGAACGCAGAAGUUGUAACAUGCAAACUAUGUCACGCUUCAGUCAAACCAUGUGGUAACACAACCAAUAUACGCAACCACAUAAAAAGAAAUCACCCUUCAAUUAAACAAAGCAAGGGUGCCGUUGUAAGUAAGAUUGGCCGAAUAUCACACUCAGUGGCAACUAGUUCCACAGAACCACUAGCAGAAAAUGUUGACGAUCCUGAUGUAGUUACAGAUGACAUUGAUUUUGCUGAGGUAGCUAGAAUCAUUUUAACUAAGGCUCAACAAAAACAAGGGACACUUCAUUUUGCUUCAACAUCUUCAACUUCUUCUGGUAUUGUAGACAAUGAUUCAUCAUUCAGUUUUAGUAGCAGUAGAUCUCCAUCUGUUCAGUCAAUACAAACCACAUCCGGCACAUCCUCAUCAAAUACUCCACAGUCAGCGAACUUAAGUCUUAAUAGGCAACGCACAAUAUCUGAGUCCAUUUCGAAUAUCAAAUAUUAUGAUAGAGGAUAUAAGACACGAGCCAUCACGGAUGCACUGAUCUACAUGAAAGCAGCUCCUAUGUACAAGGUUCCAUGUAGGAAAACCUUAACUAAAAUGAUGAAAAGUAAAUAUGAAGUUUUAUCCACAUUAAUCAAAUCCAAACUAGGUCUUGUUGAUUACUUAACCUUAACAUCGGAUAUUUGGACUGACACACUAAAUACAACGAGUUUUUUGGGAAUGACUGCGCAUUUUUUAAGUUUGGAUAAAGUUACUCUUGACAGUGUCACAAUUGGUGUGUUGGAGUUGUCUGCCAGCCAUACAGCUGAGAAUAUUACCAUUUGGUUUGAACAUAUUCUUGUUUAA